AUGGGGAUUUUCAGAUCAGAAGAUAUGUCUUUAUACGAAAUUACCAUCCCAAGAGACAAUGCCUGGGAGAUCAUGAAUCAGCUAGGUAACCUCAGCUGUGCUCAUUUCAUGGACCUCAACCGAGAAGAGCAAGUGUUUAAUCUUCCAUACGCUAGGAUGCUCAAAAGAUGUGAAGACACUAAAUAAAAUAGAAUUUAUUGAGCAAGAGUGUAUUCGCAACAAUGUUGAGAUGAAACCUCCCAAAAACAUCGAAGAUUUCUUGAAUAAGGUUAAUAGCAUCUCUGAAGUGGGCAGAGCCCAGAACCUAUUCUUUGAAGAAAUUGAAAAAGAAAUUAAUGAAAAAGAGGAUUUUAUCCAAGAACAAGUAAGAAAAGAAAAGGACAUCUUUGACAGCUAUAUUCUUCUAAAGGAGUACAAGAAAGUUCUUGAAUUGAGUAAGGAGAUGAUGAUCGUGGCUCAAUCUAGUCAGAUAGACAAGGCUGAACCUCCUGUCAACUUUGGAAUCAAUGCUGAGGGAGAUAACCCAUCUCAAAAUCCUGAAGUAAACGAGCACUUAUUGUCAAAUAAUACUAUUAUCAAAGUCUCCAACGUGAUUGGGACUAUCGAAAGGGAAGAGAAAGAUCGGUUCAAUAAAAUGGUAUUCCGGGCAACUAGAGGCAACGCACUGACCCACUUCAGGGACUUUGACAAGCCUCUGAUCGAUUAUUCUGGAAAGAAGGUUUACAAGACCGUCUAUGUCGUAAUGUACCCAGAUGGAGAAUCUGUGAAAAAUAAAAUUGAGAAGAUCUGAGACUCCUUCAUGGGCGAGAGAUAUGACAUCCCUCUUGAAGACAUUGAUGAUAAAAUUAGUGAAAUUAAAAAGAAAAUUACUGAGACAAAGGAAAUGGUCUUAGUUAUCCAAAAGGAGUUACAAAAUUAUCUAAUUUCUAUAAACACUCUCGAAGACUCAGAUUGCUCAGCCAUCCAAGUCUACAAGUGGUAUAUUGCUAAAGAGAAGAUUUUAUAUUCAACACUGAACAAGCUCAAGGCUGGAGAGAAGUUACUCAUCGGGUUAUUCUGGCUCCCAGAUUGUAAAAUAUCCGAACUAAAUGAAGCUAUUGAGCACAUCAGAGAAGAUAGGAACAUCUCAGGUCCUCAGAUUUGGAAGAGAGAGUCUCAUAAUAUUGCCCCUCCUACUUAUUUCAAGCUAAAUGAGUUUACUGCUCCCUUUCAGGAGAUCACAAAUACUUAUGGAGUCCCAGACUACAAAGAAGUCAAUCCUAGUUUAUUUGGGAUUGUUACAUUCCCUUUUCUUUUCGGUGUUAUGUUUGGAGAUAUCGGUCAUGGUUUCCUCCUUUUCAUGGCUGGCACCUUAUUCUGACUUUUCGAUAAGAAGCUCAAAGACUCAAUGAUAGGAAGCCUUGUUGAAGCAAGGUACAUGAUUGUACUCAUGGGCUUCUUUUCAAUCUUUAAUGGUGUUUGAUAUAACGAUUUCAUGUCAAUUCCUGUCUGGGUAGAGACAUGAUUUAAUAUCUCCGACCAAGGUCCAAUACAUGAAGUUUCUCUAAGAGAUGAUUGAGUACUCCCCAUAGGUAUAGAUCCAGCAUGGUUUCUGUCCUCAAACGUUCUAACAUUCACGAACAGCUUCAAGAUGAAGAUGGCUGUUAUAUUCGGUGUUGCACAAAUGUCUCUAGGAAUUCUAAUGAAAGCAUUUAAUUCCUUGUAUUUUGGAAGGACUGUAGAAUUCUUCUUUGAAUUUAUCCCCCAAAUUAUCCUUCUUUGGGUACUUUUUGGCUUUAUGAACGUCUUGAUUAUUGUAAAAUGGCUUGCAGAUUGGCAAGGAAGGACUGACAGAGCUCCAGGAAUUAUCUCUGUGAUGAUAAACAUGUUUCUCAGCCAAGGAGCAGUAGACAAAGGGGUUGACCCUCUCCUAUUCAAUGAAAAUACUCAGAAGAUGAUCUCAAUCGGGUUAUUACUAAUAGCCUUUAUCUGUGUUCCAAUUAUGCUUCUAGUAAAACCUCUCUGGUAUAGAUGUAAAGUUGGAAAGAACCUUACUAAGAGCAAAGGAAAGAAAAAAAAAUACAACAAACUAUCAGAAGAGGAUAAAGAAGAUAGUGUUCAAACUAUAGAACAACUUGAUGAUGGCAGAUCAAGUACUGCAACAUUGAAAAAGGAGCCAUUAGAUAUGGACGAAAUCAUUCGUCAGCAAGGAGGCGAUGAUCACCCACAUGCUUUCAGCGAGGUUUUCAUCCACCAGCUGAUAGAGACGAUUGAAUUUGUGUUAGGAACAAUAUCAAACACAGCUUCGUACUUAAGACUGUGGGCACUCUCACUUGCUCAUAGUCAGCUUGCAGAUGUCUUUUUCGAAAAGUUGCUAAACACAAUGGCUCUUGAACCUGCGAGAUGGUACAUGUUAUUCCUCUUAUUUCCCAUAUUCUUUAGCUUCACCUUCUUCGUCCUGAUGCUGAUGGACUGAAUGGAAUGCUUCUUACACACAUUGAGGCUGCACUGGGUUGAGUUCCAGAAUAAGUUCUAUAAAGGAAAUGGGUACUUGUUUACCCCAUUUUCGUUCAACAUAAUUUGAUAAAAGUUC
This is a messenger RNA of Moneuplotes crassus, 2572 nucleotides long. The record is from the annotation of a GenBank genome assembly. Lineage: Eukaryota; Ciliophora; Spirotrichea; Euplotida; Euplotidae.